AUGAAGACAGGACAUUUUGAAAUGGUCACCAUGUUGCUGGCAGCUGUGAUCCUAGUGGACAUCUUCCAGGUGAAGGCUGAAAUAUUAGACAUGGCAGAUAAUGCAUUUGAUGAUGAAUACCUGAAAUGCGCUGACAGGAUGGAGAUCAAAUAUGUUCCCCAACUGCUCAAAGAGGAAAAAGCAAGCCAUGAGCUAUUGGAGACUGUGUGGGAAAAUGCAAAAGCCAAAUGGGAAGUUCGGAAGACUCAGCUGUUUCUCCCUAUGAAUUUUAAGGAUAACCAUGGAAUAGCCCUGAUGGCAUAUAUUUCUCAAGCUCAGGAGCAAACUCCAUUUUACCACAUGUUCAACGAAGCUGUGAAGAUGGCUGGCCAAUCUCGAGAAGAUUAUAUCUAUAGUUUCCAGUUCAAAGCUUUACAUUUUUACCUGACAAGAGCCCUGCAGUUUCUGAGAAGCCCUUGUGAGGACACUUACAAAACUGUGGUAUAUAGUACAAGUCAGGGUAUUUCAUUUCUAUUUGGAGAGCUAAACCAAGCCAGGUUUGGCCGUUUCACCUUGGCAUAUUCAGCCAAACCUCAGGUUCUUAAUGACCAGAAUAGCCUGUUAACCAUCAACACAUGCUUUGGAGUUUCCAUUGAGAAAUUUCUGGAUAAACAAAGUGAAAGAAUUGUUUUAAUACCUCUGAAUGAGAUAUUUCAUGUGUCACAGGAAGAGGCUGGCAAUAGCUUUAUCCUUCAAAGCACAAACAAGACCUGCAGCCAUUACGAGUGUGCAUUUCUAGGUGGACUAAAAACUGAAAAUUGUGUUGAGAAUAUAGUAUAUUUUCAGCCCAUCUAUGUCUACAGUCCUGAUGAGAAAAACCAGAAGCUUGAAGACUCUGGAACAGAAAGCCAGGAGACUGCUGUCUUACCUGAUAUGAAAAACUAUGAACCCACCCAAAUACCUGGAUCGAAAAUUCCAGAACCUAUUUCAUUACCUGAAGGCAAACGUCAAGGAAUUAUCAACAGUCCUACUCCAGGCCCACUUCCAGUUCCAGUUCCAGGGCCCAAAACCCAUCCCUCUGCAUCCUCUGGUGAAGUGGUCCUUCCGCCAUUUGGGACAGUCAUCAUUUUCAUCUGUGCUUCUGCCAUCUUUGUUGCUCUGUAG
Orycteropus afer afer is the source of this 1143-nucleotide messenger RNA. RefSeq names its product ADP-ribosyltransferase 3 (inactive) (gene ART3). The coding region runs from base 1 to 1143 and encodes 380 amino acids. Gene Ontology annotation, molecular function: NAD+-protein-arginine ADP-ribosyltransferase activity; NAD+ poly-ADP-ribosyltransferase activity. Lineage: Eukaryota; Metazoa; Chordata; Mammalia; Tubulidentata; Orycteropodidae. The transcript is spliced from 10 exons. The record is from RefSeq and is a predicted model, not a curated record.